Molecule: messenger RNA, 3682 nt
Organism: Rhipicephalus sanguineus (brown dog tick)
Lineage: Eukaryota; Metazoa; Arthropoda; Arachnida; Ixodida; Ixodidae
Product: cysteine-rich hydrophobic domain-containing protein 2
Exons: 6
Coding region: 249-770 (173 amino acids)
Source: RefSeq, a predicted model, not a curated record
GACAAGCAUUUCAAGCAAAAACAUUAGCCUCGGGGGGCCUUCAGAAAAAAGCGGCUUGUGGUAGCGAAUAUUGAGCGAAGUCGUGCCGUAGUCAGCUGAACGCCUUGCAAAGCAACCGCGGGACGUCAGACGUUCGUGCGAUGAGCCACUUUUUGAAGGCGUUCUAACUACGUGCUUUGUUUGGUGCGCGUAGAAGUGGAAGUUUCACGGUGGCGAAAAAUCGCACGCGCCGAGGGGAGUAGUGACCGAUGGCUGCGUCUCCGGAAUCAAACAUGGCAGAUUUUGACGCAAUCUACGAGGAAGAUGACGACGAGGAGCGAGCGAAUGAGGAUUCGCUUGUCAGUCUCGUGCCAGAACCCGUGGUCAUCCGAGGAGCGGGCAACAUGACAGUAUUUGGGCUGAGCAACAAGUUCGACACCGAGUUCCCGCCUACGCUAUCAGCCAAGGUGGCACCUGAAGAGUUCAAGGCGACCAUUAUGCGCAUAAACAGUGUUCUGCGGAAAACAUUGCCAGUGAACGUGAAGUGGCUCUUUUGUGGGUGCCUGUGUUGCUGCUGUACUCUUGGCUGUUCCCUGUGGCCCGUCGUCUGUCUCAGCAAAAGGACACGACACUCAAUAGAGAAGGUCUUGGAUUGGGAGAAUAGCCAUCUUUAUCACAAGCUUGGACUGCACUGGAAGCUUGGAAAACAGAGGUGCGACUCCAACAGCAUGAUGGAAUAUGUGCUUCUUAUCGAGUUCAUCCCCAAGCUGGCCAUUCAUCGACCAGACUAAAAGCCGUCCAAUGUCACUGUCAUCGCAUCCGGACCAAGGUUGGACAAAAGGCAGCGUCACCGAGGGAGUGCAUCUGCAGUGAAUCUCAAAAAUGCCGGACGCUGCGGGAGUGACGGUGUGCCUGCGGGCCAAAGACUGUCUUUGGCCUGCACGGUGGGAUGGUGUUUUUUCUGGCUGCAACUGUGGAUACGUGCUUGGUCUCGGGCUAGCUGCGCAACACUGACGCACGUGGUUGGGAUUCUACCGCUCAACAGCAGGAAACAUGAUUGGGGAACCACAGUGCACACUGCUGGUGUUCCUGAGGCCCUCAUUUGCAUAGUCAUACGUUUCUGCGUUGUAAGCGUGUACUAUCGCCCAGUUAUAUUUGUCGAGAACAGUGGCAGUGCUGAGAGAAUGCCACCCUAGUUCGUCGGGCUGGGCACUGUGUCGUGAAUCGCUGCCUGUCACCUGAACAAGACACUUAUAUAACGUGAAUGUUGAUUGACAGCUAAUGCUAUACCAGAAUGCACAAAGCACAGACGAGCCACGUCAAGUGGAAGUUCUGCCUGCUAACAAAUGUUUGCUGGAAAUGGGGAACGAACUCGUUUCGCAACUGUUCGGCACAGACAGCAGCUUCUAUUCUCAUCGUAGUUCGUAAAGUUGAGUGCAGGAAGAAAAAAAGAAACAUUACACUGGUGCCUUUUCAGCAAGGUGAACAUAAUGAGCAGCAUCCUACUACUUUACUGGUGCGCAUAGUGUGUUACUGUUCACUGUAGUCAACACUGUUUUUUCAUAGCAAAAUGCAUACCUUCACCGUAACAGCUUGUACGCUAUUUUUAUGUCGCAAGCGCCAAUGUAAGGUGUCGGUGUUGCGAACAGGGGCUUGUUGGUUAUGCAAGCAUAGCACAGGCAUGUUGUCUGAAGUUUGCUUUUGGCUAAUGUUUUGUUAUUGGCAGCAAGUUUUCUUGCUGUUUCUAACAGCAGAUGCUCCAUUAUGUGAGAAGUUUCAACGUUGCAAAACAAAAACAAUUUGUUUAGCAUUUGUGUGGACUGGCAUUUCAGGUGCGAAUGACUUAUAUGAUACAUAUAAAAGUGCAAUAGGUUGGUGCACAAUUGUUGCACGAGUACCACAAGAGUCAGCUAGUUUGUUUGCAGUGGUUGCAUUUUAGCACGUCAGGCUAGACUUUGUGGCCCCAGCAUACCCAGGUAGGUGCAGAGAGACACGGGCACAUCUAUCUGCUUGUGAUGCCUAUACUGGUGGCUAACUUGUUAACUUUCUUAACUCUGUAGGUAGUAGUCGGAUACGUUAGAACCUUGUUGAUUACAUUCCUGGUUCAUGCAAUUUCACACUUUUUACUCUCACAUGCUGGAACAGUGAGAUUACCCUCUUCAAACGAUACAUUGUCCUGGAUACCAAAAGUAUUGCCUCUAUGAGAUUUUUUCCUUUUGCAAAACGUGUCAAUGUGGUUUUUGUAAUUACACGCGCAGUUGAAUUGUUUUACAAGGGCCAACAAGUAACCACAGCGCCUAAGAAAGCUAUGGCACAAGAUUCCCUCAGGUGCUUGUAGAACGCAGUGCAACAUCGAUCAUUGAACUUUGUGAACACAAUGUUAAAUUUACAGACAGUGGUUUAAAAUAGAGACAAAAGUCUUUCUGUGGCAAAACUUGUUAGCAGGUGUACGUUAAUUGUACAACCAUGUAUCAAUGUAGGUCUUGUAGUUGUGAACAUGUGUAUUGCAGUCACUUCCACUAAGAAAGAGAUCUAUGUUCUGGUUGCUCCCAUAACUUCUAAGUGCAUUUAUUGCUUCUUAAAUGUUAUUCAAAUGUGCUAUGCUGCCAUCAUAGCUGCAACAAUUUCGAGAUUUGUGCGGAUUUUGGUGCCUCCUCACUUUGGCAGGCGGUGCGACUAUUUAAUAUUCAGGACUGUAAACUUCUGAAAUAUUGGAGCAGCGAAUCGUAUAUGGUUUUUUUUUUUUUGUGAUCUUGCCAUCGGAGCAGUCGUGUAUUACGAAAGGAAAUGAACAGCGACAACUAUUGGCAGAUGUAUUUCAUAGUUUAGUUAAACUGUUAAAAUACUAUGGAUGCCUGAAAAAGAGGAGUGUAAGCAGAGCUGUCGUGCUUCUGUGUGUUUCUUAUCGCCUUAUGUGUUAUCGCAGGAGUUGUAAUAAAUGUAAUAGUAAGACGUCAUUUACCAAUACCUUUGUGGCAGUAAUAAAAGAUUAACCUUUGGCAAUUAUUUUUUAAUAAGCAAUAUAAUCGCAGUAUAGUACGAUUGGAUUCAAGGCCAGAGUGGUGUACUACCGGUGGUUAUAUUUACGUGCAAUUUGAGCCUUUUAUUUUCAUAUUCGUAUUUACUACAACUGAUGCAAGUUAAGCAUGACCAUAUAUUAGCACUAGGCAAGUAGGUACAGGACUUAAGAUCGUUGUUGCCAUCAUCAACAGUGCAGAAGAAUGCAACAGCAGUUUUUAAAAAAAUAAUCGUAGGUACAAAGCCAAGCUCAUAAUGUGCAUUGCCUUGAGACAUCGACGACAUAGUACAUUGCGAUAUCUUUCACUUCAAAUCUUGUAUGAUACUUGUACAUAAAUUAUUCACCAGAUCAACAUGCUUCAUUAAUGAGGGGAUAAGGGUGUGACACUGUUGGGGCACCAGAAGCCUUGUGAUGGCUUGAAGUACUUGAUGGCCGACGUACUUUACUACUAUAUCACACGCAGUUGACUCCGCAAAAAUGCGUACUAAAACACGCUUUGGUGUUGCUGUUCUCCGUGCCGCGUACAACGCCUCAUCCCCAGAGUCUCUGCUCUCUAUUUAUUGUUGGCACAAUUUACUGCGUGAUCUGACAGGGCUGGCAGACCUAUGCAUAUCAAAAAAUGUAUGUUUACUCCCUUUUCGCUUUUGUGUGCUUGGAAUAAAAUCCCAUGUAAAGUGAAGCGUG